Molecule: messenger RNA, 2330 nt
Organism: Manacus vitellinus (golden-collared manakin)
Lineage: Eukaryota; Metazoa; Chordata; Aves; Passeriformes; Pipridae
Gene: RFNG
Product: RFNG O-fucosylpeptide 3-beta-N-acetylglucosaminyltransferase
Biological process (GO): regulation of Notch signaling pathway
Cellular component (GO): membrane
Molecular function (GO): O-fucosylpeptide 3-beta-N-acetylglucosaminyltransferase activity
Source: RefSeq, a predicted model, not a curated record
AUGUCAGCCCGUGCCCGGACAGAGAACCCGCAAAGGAUCGCCUGCGCAGGUACCGAGCGUCACCGACCCCUCAGGGCUCCCAGGGCUCUCCCCUGCACUGCAGACUCUCAAGUCCUCCUCACCGGCAGCCUCACCACGCCCUCCUCGAGAGCCUCGGCCCUGCCUACGGCGCGCACAGCGCGGGACCCGAGCGCGGGGCCGCGGCGGGGACCGCAUGACGCUCGGCUGAGGGUUCCUCGUCGCCAACGGCGGCGGAAGGGACACAAGCCGGACCCGACGGAAGCGGCGAGCGAGGGGCCCAGGCUGCCGACAGGCGGCCCCUUAAACCGCGGCAGUCGACGGGGAAGGCCACAGCGCGCCCGCGGCGGCCGGCGGCGGGCCAAGGAUGCCCGGACGCUUAGCGCGGGAGGUGCGCGGAAACGGCGGCGGGGCCGGACCGCGCGGCCCCGCGGCGGCGGCGCGGCAACCUCCGGGGCGGUCCCUGCGCGGGUCCGCCGCCAACCUCCCGGAAGCGCGAAGGCCGCCGCCCCGCGGGGCAAUGAGGGCGGCCGCGCCGUUGCGGCGGGGGCCCGCGGGGCUACAGCAGUGAGGCGGCCUUGCCUGGGGCUGCGGCAGGGCGGGGUCUGGCUGUCCUGGGCGCCGCCGCCGCUCCUGCUGCUGCUGCUGCCGCGGGGGCAGCGCCGCCGCGCCCGCGCCCCACGCCGCCCGCCGGGCCCAGGCGGCCUCGUCGCACCGGGCCGGGCCCUGGCGAGCUCUAGCGGGCCCGGCGCGGGUGGCCGUGGCCGGGACCUCGUGGGCAGCCCGCAGCCUGCGCGCAGGGGCCGCCCCGGCGCUGCCGCGGGCCCUGCCAGGGAGGCGCUGGAGCUGAAGGAUAUCUUCAUCGCGGUGAAGACCACGAGGAAGUACCACAAGAGCCGGCUGGACUUGCUCCUCCAAACCUGGAUCUCCCAGGCGCGGGGACAGACAUUUAUAUUCACAGACUGGGAGGAUCAGGAGCUACGCCUGAAAGCAGGCGAUCAUAUGAUCAACACCAACUGUUCUGCUGUCCAUACUCGGCAAGCUCUCUGCUGCAAGAUGUCUGUGGAAUACGAUAAAUUCCUGGAAUCUGGGCAAAAAUGGUUUUGCCAUGUGGACGAUGACAACUAUGUGAACCCUCGGACUCUCCUGCAUCUCCUGUCUGCCUUCUCACACAGCCAGGAUGUCUAUGUGGGGCGACCGAGUCUAGACCAUCCCAUCGAAGCAGCUGAUCAUGUCCAAAGUGAUGGAUCAAAGACAACCGUGAAAUUCUGGUUUGCCACAGGUGGAGCAGGGUUCUGUAUCAGCAGAGGUCUUGCCUUGAAGAUGAGUCCCUGGGCCAGCCUGGGCAACUUCAUCAGUACUGCAGAAAGGGUGCGUCUUCCUGACGACUGCACCAUUGGCUACAUCAUUGAAGGGCUGCUGGAGGUAAAGCUGCUGCACAGCCCGUUGUUCCAUUCCCACCUGGAAAAUCUGCAGAGACUACAAGGCGAGUCUGUGUUGCAGCAGGUAACCUUGAGUUACGGGGACCCUGAGAACAAACACAAUGUCGUGAGUGUGGGAGGAGUGUUUGGCCUUCAGCAAGAUCCAACCCGGUUUAAAUCUGUCCAUUGUCUGCUUUAUCCUGACACUGUUUGGUGCCCUGCUAAGAAGAUGUCAUAAUUCUUGACCAGCCACUGACACCUGUAUAUUACCUAGUUUGCAGGAGUUGUGGUGGACUUUUUUGGUGGUUUUAUUCUUCUUCUGGGAGACAACCAGUGUUAUCUACAAAGGAGAUAGACAGACUGUUUAGAAAAGCAAUAAGGUGUGGUUUGUUCAGCUGCAGCGUGGAACAUUCCAGGGAGAAUCUUUGUUCUUUUGUCCGGUGGUUUUUCGUAAGAUGACCACAGUGCUGUGUGUACAAGUCACUUCACACUUUCUUCUGAUGUCAUGUGAACCUGUGCUUGGGCACAUCUGAGGCAAAUGCAGUACUGGGAGUGAGACCCUUCUUACUGCCCUUAGGGGCUUUUAGAAGCCAUUGUCUUGAAGCUGGAGUGCUAGAGCAGUCUGUAGUCCCCAUGGUGACAAGAGAGGGGAAGUUUUCACUCAUCUUUCUUGGGAACAGAAUUAUUUAAGAGCUUCUUUGGCCUGCUAGAUUAAAACUCCACCCGUGGGCCAGAAUAGGGUCUGUUCUUAGAUACAGAAAUCCUGGAAUCACUAAGGUAAACGAGGCUGAAAGCCCUUGUAAUGAGAAAACUCUGUGUAAGGGUAAGCUUACUCAGGACUGGAUAAGAGUUGCUUACAGUGCACAUCCUCCCCUGUUGUCCAUGUGUACC